AUGGCUCCGAAGAAGAGUAAGAAGGUCCGAAAUGAAUCUUUCAUCCUCGAAGAUGAGUUCGGGAAAUACUUUUCCUUAGAACUCGAUGACAGGAAACUAGCUCUGAUGAAAGGCGGCUGCGGUAUCCCUCGACAAGUUAAACUGAUAGCUCCGGAGCCCAGAGAGUCUCCUGAAUCUCCUCCUACCGAUCACUGUUGCGCCUUCGAAAUAUUCUUUUCGGAGUGCGGCCUUUCCUUUCCUUUACCGGAGCUUCUGAUAGAACUUAUGCAUGAACUGGGGAUCGCUUUGCCUCAGCUUUGCCCGAACGUAGUUCGGAUAGUACUAUGCCUCCAGACUCUUGCAGAGGAGAAUGGAUACCGGAUUACGCUAUCCGACAUUUUUCAUCUCUACACAAUGAAGAAGGGGCGAACCCCGGGAACCUUCUUCCUUUGCCCGAGGAGUCAUUUCAGGGUCUUCGGAGACUUUCCUGAAAAAGAUGAGAAGUGGAGGAAAUCGUAUUUCUUCUUUCCUGUUGACGAGUUCACCUAUGGUCCAAAUGCAGGAUUUUUUGUUCGGGACUGGACACGUCGUCCUGUUAAACUUCCGAAGACACCGGUCUCCCAUACCUUUGCAGAACAGUUCAUCAGGAUUUGCAAUCAAAGUGACCUCGCGUGGGAACUCUUUACUUGUGAACAAAUUCGGAACUCGUGCUUUCGUGUCCGCAGUCGCUCCGACCUUAUUACCUCUUCUCCACCUCACACUUCUCCCAUCAUCGAUAGAAACAUGUCUCCAGUCUCCUACCGCGAAGAGAAGAGGCUCCAAAAAGAGAGGGAAAAGGUUAGGGAGGCAAGAGAAAAGGAAGAUAAGGCUAGAAUGGCGAAGGCCCUGGAAGAGGGAAAGUCAAGAUCCGCAACUGGGAAAGGAAGGGCUUUCGGCUCUGUUAUGCCGGCAUCUGAAUCGAAGACUUCUGAUCGUCGAGAUCAAGUGAAGGAGUCUGCUGGUAAAGAGAUAGUCCAAGUUUUGGAAUCCCGUUCCUCCCGAUCAUCUCGGGAAAAAGAGUAUUCUGACGGAGGACCAACUGCAACUUCCUCGAGGAAACGCAAGAGCGAGGACUCAGAUGUUCUUCCUCUACAUCGCAAAAGUCGUUCUCACACGAAUGUCGAUGUGAAUCCUUCCGAAGAUGCCGGGACUACUAGCCAAGGAGCUAAUGACACUUCUCAGGGGACUCCGCUGUCCGAACCUCCCGUUCAAGUCAUGGUCUUGCCUUCGCGAGACUCAGAGAAUCGGGAAUCUGGUCAUCAAGAAAUCCCUAUUCCAAUAGCCCCUCCGAAGUCUCCAGCUGAUUUCAUGAGGAACUUCACUCCGGCUGGGAUGAGGAUCCCGGCCUUCAGCGAGCUAAAAGAAGUCAACAGGGCGAAUUACUUUCGCUUCGCCGACAAACUUGGAGAGAUUAUGCUCGAAUACAACACCACCUUUUCUUGUCACGAGAGCCAGCUCUUCCCCGUGAACGAGCUUGACAGCCUUAGGACUCGAGUUGCUGAACUCGAAGAGGAGAUCCGUCAAAUGAAAGAGAUGGAGGAAGGGAAUGCUAAAGCUGUGGCGAAGGCCAACGAUAUCCGGGAACAGAUGUUGAGUGCCGAAGCUCGCUGUAACCAUCUUGAUGUAGUUAACACGGAUCUGUCGGUGAAACUAAAGACCGGAAAGAACAUGUACCUUGAGGUUUCUGCGGAAAAACGGGACGAGGAGCUCGCAGCAGCAAGGAAGGAUGAGCGAAAGAAACUCCGAGAACACUACAGUGGCUUGAUCUCAAAGCAUGAGAUCUACCUGAAAGCCCUGAGUGAGAAUGAGUCAAUAAGCAACCGAGCUGCGGAGACUAGAGCAAAUCGGGAGCUUCUUGAGGAGCUUAAGAGAGGCGAAAUCCCGGAUAUUGAUGCCGAGCUGGAGUCUGUGAAGAAGGAUGAAGCGGAUGCGGAGGCCAAAGUUAACAAGAUAAACGCUCUCAAGCCUCGUCCUGAUGAGUUUGCUCAUCUCUUUGUUGCCACUCCUCCCAAGUCGGCACCUGAAGGUCCAUAUACCGAGGAGGAACUUGUAAUCAAUGAGUUCGGUUCCAAAAAAAGUCUCAUGUCCGAGCUCAAAACAGUCCAGGGGUCGGAGGAAAAGCGACAGCAGGAUCCCGAAGCCUAA
Messenger RNA from Arabidopsis lyrata subsp. lyrata, 2163 nucleotides. RefSeq lists its product as uncharacterized. Lineage: Eukaryota; Viridiplantae; Streptophyta; Magnoliopsida; Brassicales; Brassicaceae. The transcript has 5 exons. Bases 1 to 2163 code for a protein of 720 amino acids. The record is from RefSeq and is a predicted model, not a curated record.